GCCGGGUGGCGCUGUGAUUGGGCGGCGGCGCCGCCGCUCGGCGCGGGGCCGGGGGUCAGAGUGCGCGGAGUUUCAGAUGCCUCUGGAUGUUCAAUGAUAGCACUCCUCCAUACUGGAGCAGCGAAGUUUCCCCGAAACUUACUUCCGAGGGCAAGACGAGCUGUGUGCUCCCUCCUCCCGGCUGGUGUUCUCAAAGGGUACAGGUCCAUUGUAAGCAGGAAACUGGCGUCCCACGGCUUUGGAGCUUCCAUGGCAGCAAUGUCAUCCUUCCCUCCACAGAGAUAUCACUACUUCUUAGUGCUGGAUUUUGAGGCUACGUGUGAUAAACCACAGAUUCAUCCUCAGGAAAUCAUCGAAUUCCCUAUCCUGAAGCUGAAUGGCAGGACGAUGGAGAUCGAAUCCACCUUUCACAUGUAUGUUCAGCCUGUGGUGCAUCCCCAGCUUACGCCCUUCUGUACAGAGCUGACUGGGAUUAUUCAAGGCAUGGUGGAUGGGCAGCCAAGCCUCCAGCAAGUGCUUGAGAGGGUUGACGAGUGGAUGGCGAAGGAAGGCCUCUUAGAUCCCAGCGUCAAGUCGAUUUUUGUGACCUGUGGAGACUGGGAUUUGAAAGUGAUGUUACCAGGACAAUGCCAGUACUUAGGGCUGCCGGUUGCUGAUUACUUCAAACAGUGGAUUAAUCUGAAAAAGGCAUACAGCUUUGCCAUGGGGAGUUGGCCAAAGAACGGGCUCUUAGACAUGAACAAAGGACUGAACCUACAGCACAUAGGGAGGCCUCACAGCGGGAUAGAUGACUGUAAGAACAUCGCCAACAUCAUGAAGACACUGGCCCAUAGAGGCUUCAUCUUCAAGCAGACCUCCAAACCCUUUUGAUCCCCAAGGCAAGCCAGGCAAGGGCUGCAUGUGCCCGGCGCCGGCGAGGCGGGGAGGACGGGCUCCAGCAUUCAAACAAAACGGCAACCGAGGCCAGAGGAACCGACACAAAAAAUCUCAAUUUCAGCUGUUAACUCCAGUAGAGAUUGUAUAUAUGGGAAGGCAAAUCUGUGUAGACCUGAUGUGACUCCCUCUCUGGGCUGCUCCGGACAUUAUGCCAUGCUAGCGGACAGCCGCGUAGGGCGCUUGCACCACAUUUUAGACUCGUAGUUUGUUCUUUUUCUUUGGCUCCUGAUUUCCAACCCACCCUCCAUAUCCUACCCCGUUCUCUCUCUCUCUCUCCCACCCCGUAGCCAGAGCAUCCCCCAUCUCCUUCCUGGCAUGGGCCGUCCCCGCCUUCCCUUUUUUCUUUCUUUUCUCUGGUUUUAUGUUUUCAGGCCCCGACGGCUGCGGUGCCCGGGCUGCGCUGACGGAGGCUCAGCAGUGUCGAGACGGCCCCUCGCCCUCCCCGCCAGCCCCCCGCCUCUCCCCUGAGCGCCUUUUCCCCUUUUUGAGUCAACACUAACCCCUCUCUGACUCCUGUAUGUGACAAACGCGAUCCGUCUCUUUAUGUUCAAGGUGAAGUGCCUGUAUUCUCCGCUGCAGAGCCCUUGGCAGCCCCACCGUGGGCUGCGGGGCCCCGGAGGGCUCCCUUCAGUGGGGCAGGGGGCCCAGCGGGCGGGCGGGCGACAGGAGGGAGGUGACAGUGUCCGCGCAGAGCCCCGUCCCGUCUGCUCGUGCCUCUUGUGGGGCUGGGUGGGAUGCCAAGCCCUGCCCCAGCCCCAGCUCCACCGGGGCCAAGCUCGCCGCAGCACCGUGUCCAUUGCCGGCGGUGGACGUGCCAGCGCACGCUGGUCCCCGGCCCACAGGUACCCGAGGAGGGGAGCUGCGAAUUGCCCCUGACCCCGCUCCCCUCCGACCCCAUCCCUCGGUUCCCAAGCUGAGGCUCAGCACGCCCGUGCCCACGGUCCCCACGGGCCAUGCCGUGCCCCUGGCAGGUCCCCGCGGGCGCUCAGCAGCAGCUGGCUUGUUGACUGAGAGAGUGGCCGAGCGCAUCCCCUGUGGCUGGGUGGGCUCCCGGCCGGCCAGGGCAGCCGUGGGGCAGGCUGAGGGCAGAUGUCCCCCCUGGUGUCACCCAGCCCCGGGGCCCUGCUGAAUGGAGCCCUCGUCCGGGCGCUGACCUGCAGGGAGGCUGCAGCCCCGGGCCCGUGCGUGCAUGGCCUGGAGCGAAGCCGGUGAUGGCAGCCAGAAGGGCAAUACAGGCACUGAACUUGGCGGUACAUGACUGCAUGGUGUGUGGUGUUCCAGUUAAACCAACCGAUAAUGCAAACCCAGCAUUUUCAUUGUC
Molecule: messenger RNA, 2257 nt
Organism: Cuculus canorus (common cuckoo)
Lineage: Eukaryota; Metazoa; Chordata; Aves; Cuculiformes; Cuculidae
Gene: ERI3
Product: ERI1 exoribonuclease family member 3
Exons: 8
Coding region: 94-870 (258 amino acids)
Biological process (GO): exonucleolytic trimming to generate mature 3'-end of 5.8S rRNA from tricistronic rRNA transcript (SSU-rRNA, 5.8S rRNA, LSU-rRNA)
Molecular function (GO): 3'-5'-RNA exonuclease activity; nucleic acid binding
Source: RefSeq, a predicted model, not a curated record